AGCAGCACCACUCGUGGGGUUAAAACCCCAAGAACUGCAUAGGAGCAGCGGCACAAGGCCAGCAGAAGCUUGCAGCAAGAAGAAGGAGCAAGUAGCACUCAGAAGAAGGAAGUGCACUUCUUUCUCUCUCACUCGAACUACUAUUACGAGCAAAGCAGCAGGAAGCUAUAAGCAAGAAGAAGCGGUAGCGGCAGCAGCAUCUUGCUCCCCUCCGGCGCCAGGCGGCGGCGGCGGUCGGAUCUGCCGUGGAGCGUCGGCCGAGUCCUCAGGAGCAGGGGAGCUCUCGUUUCGGAGCUCGUGGCGGCGGGAUCUGAGUCUGAGGGCGCAGCGGCCGUUGUUAACAAUCGAGAAGGCUCCUCUGCUCCAAGCGCGUUUCUUGCCUCCCGGAGCCGCAAAGGCGGCGCAUUCCGCCGCCACAGUCGUUUCCUCCUGAAGACUGCAGCUCCCGCUUCCCGGAGACGAAGCUGGGGGUUCUUGGAUCGAGGGGCUCGAAAUUUUCGACUUCUUGGAUCGAAAAAGAUUGCGCCUUGAGGGCGCGGCGGAGCCAGGGCGAGAGGUUUGGCCGGUUUUGGGGAGGAGAAAGCGAUGGCGAUGCUGCUUGGAAGCGCUCGUGAUUUCGUGUAGGAAAGAAGUGAAGCUUCCUUUUCGUUUUUCUGCUCACUUCCCUCUCAAGUUCUAGCUCGGUUGUUGAGUGGCUGGGGUGUAGUAUGAAGCUCUCGCCGUCGGCCGGCGGCGGCCUGCCUGACCAGCCGGGGUCGCCUGAAGUAGCAGAAGAGCACAAGUGCCUAAAUUCAGAGUUGUGGCAUGCUUGCGCCGGGCCCCUUGUUUCGUUACCGGCGGUUGGUAGUCGGGUGUUGUAUUUUCCUCAAGGUCACAGCGAGCAGGUAUCCGCAUCAACCAAUAAGGAAAUUGAGUCCCAGAUCCCCAAUUACCCUAACCUGCCUCCGCAGCUUAUAUGCCAACUACAUAAUGUGAUCAUGCACGCUGAUGCAGAGACUGAUGAGGUCUGUGCACAGAUGACGCUACAACCACUCAGCCCACAGGAGCUCAAGGACCCAUUUCUACCUGCUGAAUUAGGCACUGCAAACAAACAACCAACAAAUUAUUUUUGCAAAACAUUAACUGCAAGUGAUACAAGUACACAUGGUGGAUUCUCUGUUCCCCGCCGAGCAGCAGAGAAGGUGUUUCCUCCGUUGGAUUUCACUCAGCAGCCUCCAGCACAGGAGUUGAUGGCGAAAGACCUUCAUGGCAAUGAGUGGAAAUUUCGUCAUAUCUUUCGAGGCCAACCAAAGCGGCAUCUUCUGACCACAGGUUGGAGCGUCUUUAUAAGUGCUAAGAGACUGGUUGCUGGAGACUCUGUCCUCUUUAUCUGGAAUGAUAACAAUCAGCUUCUUCUGGGAAUUCGUCGAGCAAACAGGCCACAAACAGUCAUGCCAUCAUCAGUGUUAUCUAGUGACAGCAUGCACAUCGGGCUUCUCGCUGCAGCUGCUCAUGCUGCAUCGACAAAUAGCCGGUUCACUAUUUUCUAUAACCCAAGAGCAAGCCCUUCAGAGUUUGUCAUACCACUGGCUAAAUAUGUAAAAGCUGUGUACCAUACCCGUAUAUCUGUGGGCAUGCGUUUCCGUAUGCUUUUCGAGACAGAAGAAUCCAGCGUUAGGCGAUAUAUGGGAACAAUUACAGGAAUAAGUGACCUUGAUCCUGCUCGUUGGCCGAACUCGCACUGGCGUUCUGUAAAGGUUGGAUGGGAUGAGUCAACUGCUGGAGAGAGGCAGCCGAGGGUGUCUCUUUGGGAGAUUGAGCCUCUGACAACUAUACCGAUGUAUUCAUCUCCUUUUCCUAUGAGACUGAAGCGGCCGUGGCCAACAGGAUUACCUUCCUUAUAUGGUGGAAAGGAAGAUGACUUGACCUCUUCUCUUAUGUGGCUCCGGGAUGGUGCAAACCCAGGUUUCCAGUCAUUCAAUUUUGGUGGACUUGGUAUGAAUCCUUGGAUGCAGCCAAGGUUGGAUACUUCCCUACUUGGUCUGCAACCUGACAUGUACCAAGCAAUAUCAGCAGCAGCUUUACAGAACCCGGCGAAGCAAGUAUCACCUGCAGUACUGCAGUUCCAGCAGCCCCAGAACAUUGCUGGUCGAUCUCUUGUAUCGAGUCAGAUUCUGCAGCAAGUACAGCCUCAGUUUCAGCAGAUGCACCACCAAAACAUCAAUGACAACACAAUUCAAGGCCAUAAUCAGUCUGAGUACCUCCAGCAACAGCUUCAACGCUGCCAAUCAUUCAACGGUCAGAAACCGCAGGAGCAGCAACAACAAGAAUCACACCAGCAGCAACAGUCACAGCACCAACACAUGCAAGAACAGAAUCACUCCCCCAACUUUCAGUCCGUACCAAAUGCAUUGUCGGUUUUCUCUCAGCUUUCUCCCAGCACUCAGUCUCCACCUUCCAUAAUGCAGACAGUUUCAGCGUUCUCACAGCAGCAAAAUUUCCAAGACACAGAUAUUAACUCCCUUUCUCCAUUGAAUAUCUCGUCCAUGCAUGACGUGUUGCGACCAUUUCCUUCAGAAGCAGGUUCGAACCUCCAAGAUGUGCCAAGAACCACCCCUGUACCUGUCUCUGACCCGUGGUCGUCUAAGCGGGUUGUGAUGGAGUCUGUGAUCCCUUCUCGAUCUCAUGUUACAGUGUCGCACAUAGAACAGUUGGAUUCAGCUCCUUCUAAUAUACCUCAAAGCUCUUCAUUGGCACCAUUGCCUGGAAGAGAGAGUGUGGUGGAUCAAGAUGAGAAUUCUGACCAUCAAAACCACCUAUUGUUUGGUGUUAAUAUAGACUCUCAGUCACUUUUGAUGCAAGAUGACAUUCCAGGCCUUCAGAAUGAGAAUGAUUGCAUUGCAAGCCUUCAGGAUGACAAUGGUUCAAACACGAUACCAUAUUCCACCUGCAAUUUCCUGAGCCCUUCUCAAAAUAAUUUCCCCUUGAAUGAAGCACUAACUAGUUCAGGCUGCUUAGAUGGAUCAGGAUAUGUUCCAUUUUCAGAAAAUCCUGAUCAAGUAAAUCGACCACCUGCCACUUUCGUGAAGGUUUACAAGUCUGGAGCUGUUGGAAGAUUGCUCGAUAUCACUAGAUUUAGCAGCUAUCAUGAACUACGAAGUGAGCUAGGGCACCUAUUUGGCCUUGAGGGCCAGUUAGAAGACCCUGUGAGAUCAGGCUGGCAGCUUGUAUUUGUUGACCGAGAGAAUGAUGUCCUUCUAGUUGGCGAUGAUCCAUGGCAGGAAUUUGUGAACAGCGUGUCCUGCAUAAAGAUACUAUCGCCACAGGAGGUACAACAGAUGGGCAAGCAGGGCAUCGAGCUCUUGAGCUCGGCUCCUGCAAGGAGGCUCGGCAAUGGUUGUGAUAACUACGUUAGCAGGCAGGAAUCGAGGAACCUAAGCACUGGGAUCGCGGCGGUGGGCUCUGUUGAGUUCUGAAGAUUGAGAGCUCAUGGCCCUCGGUUUUAGGCUGGUCUGUUCUGUAUGUUUCUGCAAGCUCCUCCCUAGUUUUGUGAACUGAAACCAAAGCACAUAGAUCAAGCGUGGCUCAAAGCUAUCCGCGAUUUGAUUAUUAUGUCAUAUGAUAUGGAUUUAGUAGUAACUCCUGCAUUUCGGUAACACAGGCUGACACUUCGUUCUGCAGAAUACCAGCGCUGUUCGUGUAGGUAGGGCCUCUAAUUAAUAUUAGACUCCUUCACCCUUGUUGCUUAGUUCCACACAUGCUUGUUUCGGUCAAUAUUCUGUAUACUGAUGAUGUUUUGGUUCCACAAUGUUGCUAUGGACAAUGGCGAUGAACGCUAAUCCAUUACGCAAUGGCCAAACUUUCUACAUUGUGAGUACAAUCAUGUGGCGACGAAUUGCAUGAAUUCUGUUAAA
Molecule: messenger RNA, 3893 nt
Organism: Brachypodium distachyon (stiff brome)
Lineage: Eukaryota; Viridiplantae; Streptophyta; Magnoliopsida; Poales; Poaceae
Product: auxin response factor 6
Exons: 14
Coding region: 708-3455 (915 amino acids)
Biological process (GO): regulation of DNA-templated transcription; response to hormone
Cellular component (GO): nucleus
Molecular function (GO): DNA binding; protein binding
Source: RefSeq, a predicted model, not a curated record